Molecule: messenger RNA, 1217 nt
Organism: Arachis duranensis
Lineage: Eukaryota; Viridiplantae; Streptophyta; Magnoliopsida; Fabales; Fabaceae
Product: glycosyltransferase BC10-like
Exons: 1
Coding region: 1-1149 (382 amino acids)
Cellular component (GO): membrane
Molecular function (GO): glycosyltransferase activity
Source: RefSeq, a predicted model, not a curated record
AUGUCUCCCUCAAUUAACAAGUGCAAAAGCAGUUCACCAUUAUUAAGAUUUAAAAUCCAGAAAUUGCUAUUAUCAAACCCACUUAGAUUUCUUCUAUGUGCGGUUCUUCUAUGUUUACCUUUAGUCAUUGUAUUCACCGCCACCACCUCCACCAAAAAUGUUACCAAUCGUUUCAUUCAUAACCUACCCAACAACAACACACUUCAAUUAACGGAGUACAAGGAAGAUGAAAUAGAAAAAGAGUUGCUUCGAGUGGCUUCAAAUACCAACCCAAACCCCUCAUCCACUAACCCUAAGAAACUAGCGUUUAUGUUCCUCACAACAUCGACUCUCCCAUUCGCCCCUUUAUGGGAAUCGUUCUUUAAGCAAGCCCCAAAAACACACUUCACCAUCUACGUCCACGUGGACGAGACUAGCUCCAUUUGGAAGCCACACCCCUUCAGUGUCUUCCAUAACCGCAUCAUUCCCUCCAAGCCCACUGCUAGAAACUCUCCCACACUUGCUGCAGCAGCGCGCAGGUUACUCGCAUGCGCUCUUGUGGACGAUCCAGACAACUAUAUGUUCCUACUUCUCUCUGCUUCGUGCAUUCCACUACACUCUUUUCGCUUCACGUACCACACGCUUGCAAACUCAAACAAAAGCUUUAUCGAGAUGACUCCACAGGAUUUAGGGUCGUUUUAUCGAUGGGUUGUGCGUGGGGCACACGUGAUGCUCCCGGAGGUAAGGUACGAGGAGUUUCGAACUGGGUCUCAAUUUUGGUCGUUGACACGUAAGCAUGCAAUGUUGAUUGUGUCGGACACAGGGGUUUGGUCAAAAUUCAAAUUGCCGUGCUUGUUUUACUUUUUGGAGAUUUGUUAUCCGGAGGAGAGUUACUUUCCUACCCUUAUGAAUAUGUUGGACACCAAAGGGUGCGUGCAUGCCACGCUCACCUACGUGGAUUGGACUGGAAGCGAUGGCGGGCACCCUCGAAUGUUUGAGAAGGACGAAAUCGGGCCUCAGUUGAUUUCGGCCUUGAGGACCGCUAGGCCCAAAUAUGGUGAGGACGAUGAUGGCAAACGACAUGAUCCGUUUUUGUUUGCCAGAAAGUUUUCUUCGGACUCAUUACAAGCUUUGAUGGCCAUAGCAGAUCACGUAAUCUUUAAGGAUUAGUUAAGAACUUAAGGUUGCAAAGGGUGAUUGUGGCUUGGAUACUAGUGGCAAAGUUAUUUGUCUUCUAA